Molecule: messenger RNA, 3504 nt
Organism: Ceutorhynchus assimilis (cabbage seed weevil)
Lineage: Eukaryota; Metazoa; Arthropoda; Insecta; Coleoptera; Curculionidae
Source: the annotation of a GenBank genome assembly
AUGUAUGAAUUUCUGUUGUGUAAAUGUAAAUUUUUGUAAGAUUAUUAAAAAUUUCUUCGGUUUUACCUUUGUUCUCUUUAACUCACAGUAAUAAUAAUAAAUAAUAAUAAUAAUGAUGGAAAUAGACAAUAAUUUAAUGUAUUUGGACGAAAAGUUCUUGGAAAAUGUAUCAAGUGAUGACCAAAACUAUAUUGAAAUCUCCAAAGCUAUUGCAAAAGAUAUUUCUUCAAAAAAUUUCACAAUUUUGGAAGUAAUUGAAAAAUUAGCUUAUCUCCUUUUAAAUAAAUCCCACGAAAAAAGAGAUAUUGGUGUUCUAAUACUAAGCGAAACUUUAAAUGAUCUUCCAAGUGCAACCCUUGAUAGUCAACAACUUUUAGUACUAUCAAAUUAUUUCUGUGAGAAACUAAAUGAUCAUCACCAGGUAGCCAGAUCUGCUUUGAAAGGCGUAUUAGCUCUAAUUAAGUUUUCAAACAUUCCUAGUGAAUCGGUUGUAAACCUUAUCACCUGCAUUUUCAAUCAAGUAACAUGCCAGCAACAACAACCACAAGAUAGAUAUGUAAUAUUUCAGAUAUUUGAAACUGUUUUGAAAGACCACAUCAAUGAAGUUAAUUUGAUGGGAAUUGACUUUGUUUAUGGAGUAAUUUCAUCCAUAGAUGGAGAAAGGAAUCCUAAAAAUUUGAUUUAUUUAUUUGAUUGGAUGCAAACUUUUUUGAAAAUUGUGAAAUUGGGUCAUCUUACAGAAGAAAUGUUCGAGGUCCUUUCUUGUUACUUUCCUGUUGAUUUUAAACCUUCAAUUAGUGAUAAAAACAACAUUACCAGAGAAGACUUGGCUGAAGGAUUGUGCAAAUGCCUCACUUCCAUCGCAGAAUUUGGUCAAUAUGCUAUUCCUGUAACUCUGGAAAAGUUGGAUUCAUCUUUGAAAAUUGCGAAAGAAGAUUCUUUAGAUGUAUUGAAAAUUGGCUGUAAAACUUACCAAACUGAAACAUAUAACCAAUUCUCAAUAGAAAUAUGGUCCCAAAUUCAAAAGGAGAUCUUUAAUACGUCUGAUGAUGAUUUUAAACAUAAAUGUUUGGAAACAUUGAAAGAAAUUAUACACAAGCUGUCAUUGGGUGAUCAGAAAAAUUUUGAAAAUUCUGUUUUGGAUAUAACAGAUACACUAAAAGGCAAUGUUUUACCUGAUUCAAAAUUAUUUUCACAAAGUUCGGAUAUUUUAAUUUAUGUUGCAAGAGCUAGUGAAGUAUCUGCAAGGCUCGUAGCUAAAAAGGUUCUACCACUUUUGGAAAAUACUUUCAAAAUUACCAACAAUCCCAAGCAUAAAAGUGUUAUUUUGCACACUAUUAUAGAAUUUGUUAAAGCAGUUAUAGAAACAAACCCAAAAGUUGAUUUCAGCAGCUUUGAAGAAAUUGCUGAAGUUCCUUCUCUAUGUUUACAAGCAACAAGUGACCAAGAUGACCAUAUUAUUAUAGAAGGAUAUCAAGGAUUAACUGAAAUAUUACAAUAUUUACCAAAAAAUUUGAGCAACAUAUAUUCGGAUAUGUUACGACAAGCCUUAACUGUAAAUAUGGGACAAGUCAAACCAGUCUUGAAAGAAUCAUUGAGAAAGAUGGCAAAAAUUUGUCCUCAAGAAGUAGAAGAACUCAUUCUAAGUAUAGGAAAGCCUUUUGAUAAUGUAUGUGUUGAUAAUUACUUGGAUAGUCUAGAUGCUUUGAUAGAAUUUGCUCAAUUUGAAGAAUAUAUAAUAGAAACUUACAUACAUUAUUCUACAGCAAAUGUUGGCAGUUGUGCCAUUGCUUUAAGGCAUUUAAGUGAUAACUCAACAGGCAGACUUGAUCACAUUAACCAAGGACUAAUGCAAAAGAAUUUCAUAGAAACAUUAGUACAUUUUUUGGCACAAAUAAAUAAUGAUGAACUAUUACAAAAAGAUUUUUUGAAAGCUAUCAAUGAGUUUCUCGUAAAUAGUUUAAAAAACGAAAAAAAGCAAAAAGCAAUAUAUUUAGCAGAAUCAAAUAAGAAAUUUUGUAAUAAAAAUAUUUACGCGACAGUUCUAAGUGGUUUGAUUAUUCCUUUGCAACGGGAAACAUUCGAAGACUAUGACAAAAUUGAUUUUCUUAUGGAUUGCAGUUUAAAUUCCGCAGAGGAGUUUGUUAGGGAGAUUUCUAUGGAAGUAAUUGGCAAUAUCUUGAAUAAAAUUGAUGAUGAUUCGAUAUUACAAGAUAAAUUAAACAAAAUUAAAAAUUUCUGUGGAAGUGUAAAUGAACAUGAUGCAAAAAUAUGGUUAGCAUCUUGGGUUACAAAAGGUUUGAUGACUAGGAACCAUCCAAAAGCUUUGGAAUGGACAGAUAUGAUAUUAAACAGUAUAAAAAAUAACAAUGUGGAGGCAGCAAUGGGAUUAGGAUUAGUCAUGAAAGAAUGCUCAGUCAUAUCGCCAAAGUACUAUUGCAAGAUUAUGCCUUUAUAUCAACAAAAAUUCUUCGAAUACUGCACAACUGAAUUAAAUCAAGUUUCUGAUACUCACAAUGAGGCCUUUUUGAAUGCAGUGGCUUACUUAUUUGAACAUGCUCCCAUUUCUUCUAAGCAAGCUACUGUUCUAAAGUCUAAUAAGGGUUUAAGAUUGUUUUUUCUGUGCCUGGAAAAAUGCACAAAUUCAUCAUUGCUUGAAAGAUUACUAGAAAAAAUAUUGUUGUUAAUUGCAUGCCACGAGUCGUUUGUUGAAGACCAUUUGGAAACUAUUUUAUUGAGGAUUCUGGAUUUGACCAAGUUUGAACCUUCAAUGGAAGUGAGAAUAAAAGCAUUAACCUGCCUUCGAUUAGUGACGACAAAAUGUAAACUCUACAAACUACUUCCGUUGAAAAACAAAGUGAUACAAGAACUGGCAAUAUGUGUGGAUGAUAAGAAACGGUUCGUAAGAAGGGUAGCGAUGGAAUGUCGCUCUUUGUGGUAUUUGCUUGACGCACCAAUUUAAAGUUAGGUAUUAAAUUUUUAAAUAUAUUUUUGUUAAUGGCCCAGUUGCAAAAGGCUGUACCAAGUAAGUUGAAAAAAUAGAAACUUGUGAUUGAUUUGAUCUUUUAUUUAAUUGGAAACUGACUGUCGGGAAAUUGGUAUUUUUGGAUUUUUUUUUCCGAUUAUCUAUCUACACUGAGAAAAAAAUUAGCUAAAAAAUCUAUUUGAAUAGGCGUCAAGUCAGAAUCUUGUUGCAACAGUUGUGUUGACUUUACUCAAUAAUACUCUUAACUAUUGUAAAAAAGUAUUUUUAUAAAGUGAUAUUCUAUCAUUUCUAAAAAACGACCAUUUUGAACUAAUAUAUUUUGACUACUGUAACAGCAAAGCGAACUUUAUGGAAACCAAAAAGAACAUUCCUAUGCUUGAAAUGUAUUUUCUUAUUGUAUGAAAGAAACACUACUAUUUUAAAAAAUAAUUCUGCUGAACUAGGAUAAUGUUUUUUUUAAUUGUAGGUAAAUAAUUUACAGUCCUGAUAUAACUUAAAUAAAAUAAAUACUACAAUGA